Messenger RNA from Sesamum indicum (sesame), 2587 nucleotides. It is a transcript of the gene ARO4, whose product is annotated as armadillo repeat only 4. Gene Ontology annotation, biological process: cell surface receptor signaling pathway. The record is from RefSeq and is a predicted model, not a curated record. NCBI's taxonomy places the organism in Eukaryota, Viridiplantae, Streptophyta, Magnoliopsida, Lamiales, Pedaliaceae. Gene Ontology annotation, molecular function: protein binding.
CAUGCGAUAAACAAACAAGAAUGUAAGUGAACUGCUUUACUUUCCCCACCCCUUUUCACCACAGACCUCUGCGCACAGAGAGAGAGAGGAAAAUUCCGCCUUUUUUGACUACUCCUCACGACGACUUCUCUAAACCGCAGAAAACUUCUCCGAGAAUCUUUCAACCGAUUUCUUGAUUCACCAACAAUGGCAGCAAAGCCCACGUCCAGUGCAGUCACUCCGACGAUAAUCCCUCAGAAACUACAGCCCCAGAAGCAGGGGGUAAUCGAGCAACAAGAGAAGCGAAUCGAAGAGGUUUUAUCUUAUCCAAUCCUUCUAUCGGACCAAAUCAGUGAAGCGGUUAAGGAGGCGGAGUCCUUUAAGUUCGAGUGCUCCGAGGUGGGCAAGCAGGUUGAACGCCUCUGCCAAAUGCUCCGCUCCGCCGUUCGUCUCGCUACAUCCACCACCGCCGGCGCCACCUUCUACGAUCGUCCCCUACGCAGAAUCGCCGCCGAGGUCUCCAAGAAUCUUGAAAAGUCUUUGACCCUUGUCAAGAAAUGCCGGCGGCGGAGCAUGCUCCGCCGUGUUGUGACUAUCGUCUCCGCCGCGGAUUUUCGGAAGCUACUCGCACUUCUGGACUCCUCCGUGGCUGAUAUGAAAUGGGUUUUGAGCAUCUUCGACGCUGGUGGCGCCGGCGGAGGUAUUGUCCUUAGUUUGCCUCCAAUUGCUAGUAAUGAUCCUAUAAUUUCUUGGGUUUGGUCUUUUAUCGCUUCAUUGCAUAUGGGCCAAUUGCCAGAUAAGACCGAGGCCGCAAAUGAAUUGGCUUCUUUAGCUAAAGAUAAUGAUAGGAAUAAGCAAAUUAUAGUUGAAGAAGGUGGGAUUUUGCCUUUGUUAAAGUUAUUAAAGGAUAGUUCAUCAUUAGAAGCACAAAUUGCUGCUGCAUCUGCACUUAUUAAUUUAGCUAAUGAUGAAGAAAGGGUGCGGGCAAUCAUAGAUGAGUCAGGGAUUCAAAUUAUUGUUCAAGUUUUGGGGGAUUCACCGACGAAGGUUCAAAUAAGGGUUGCGAAUUUGGUAGCUAAGAUGGCUGAGCAUUGUCCUCUUGCACAAGAGGAUUUUGCAAGGGAGAAUGUGAUUAGGCCACUUGUGACAUUGUUGUCAUUCGACUUGUUCAUGGAUGAUCCUAAGCUAAAAUCAGCAAAACAAAGUAUUCAUUCCAUUGUUCAGAUUAACAAGGAAAUGGAGAAGAAGAAUUUGUACAAACCAGGAUCCAGUUCAUCUUUGUCUAAGCAUUACUCAGAGGGAAGUAGUAAGUGGGGGAAUCAUAGGAAGGACAGGGAGAACGAGAAGCCUGAGGUGAAGCUCAAACUUAAAAUUAGUUGUGCCGAGGCAUUAUGGAUGCUUGCUAGAGGGAGUGUGCCAAAUAGUAGGAGGAUCACAGAGACAAAAGGUUUACUUUGUUUGGCUAAGCUUGUUGAGACGGAAGAAGGCGAAUUGCAGAGUAAUUGCUUGAUGACGAUAAUGGAGAUAACUGCUGCAGCUGAAUCUAAUGCUGAUCUCAGAAGGGCAACUUUCAAGACAAAUUCUCCAGCUGCUAAGGCUGUUGUGGAUCAGCUACUCAGGGUGAUUAAAGAAUCUGAUGAUCCAAGGUUGCAAGGAGCAGCUAUAAGGGCAAUAGGUUCCUUGGCUAGAACAUUUCCAGCCAGGGAGACAAGGGUUGUUGGCCCCUUGGUUGAAGUGCUUGGCCACAGAAAUCAAGAUGUGGCAGUAGAAGCUGCUGUUGCACUUGGGAAGUUUGCUUGUCCUGACAAUUUCCUGUGCGUGGAACAUUGUAAGACUAUAAUUGAGUUUAGAGGUGUUCCACCUCUUAUGAGACUCUUGAGGGGAAAUGAAAGGGCGCAAUUGCAUGGAUUGAUUCUUGCCUGUUACCUUGCCAUUCAUGUACUUCCCUUGCCUACAUUGUUCCAUCGACCAGAGGCUGUUCACGAUUUGGAACGAGCUGGAUUGCUGAAUGCUUUCGAGGGGGUGGAUCGCACAUUCAUCGCUCAACAUCCUGAAUUGAAAGAGUUGAUACCUCAAGCAAUAUACCAUCUAAGUGUGUUUCACCAGUCUCACUCUGGUAUGCUUGCUCAAAGACAGUUCUAAGUUGUAAUACCAUAAAUAUGACUUCGGAGUUCAUGAAAGCCAGUAUCAAUGAGAUGUAGCAGAAACAAAUGGAUGUUGGCACUGGAUUUCAUGGGAGGUAUUAACUGUCUGUACAAAUGAAAAGAGAUUGUAUUUUAAGAAAUAUUGUUUUAUCUUGACAAAGAAAUGGGAAGAUGGAAAUGAAUCAACAUUGAAUAGUAGCUUAUCAUGUUAGCAGCCGCUGCUGUUCUUCUUGGAGUUUAACAUAUCAACAUUUCCGCCGCUCUCAAAUUUUAGAGUUCUUCUGGGAUUAUUUUUCCCUUUUCUCAUGUGUGCAACAAGGAGAACAUGUUAAUCUGUUCUGUACACUGAUCCAUUUCUCCGGCAGUUGCUGCUUUCUGCUCGUUGUAGCAACAAUGAAAACAACUGCCUUCUGCUCGUUGUAGCAACAAUGAAAACUUUCUUACAUAUUUUGUGGGCGUGGUUG